Messenger RNA from Ostreobium quekettii, 1719 nucleotides. NCBI's taxonomy places the organism in Eukaryota, Viridiplantae, Chlorophyta, Ulvophyceae, Bryopsidales, Ostreobiaceae. The record is from the annotation of a GenBank genome assembly.
AUGGCGACGCGGCCCCCAGGGACAAAGCCGCGCGGACGGCGUGAUGCUGCCCAGCACGCGCCGAUCCGCGUGGGCGGCCGGCAAGCGGCAUCUCAGCCCGGCGCGGCGGAUGGGAAGGGGGCGGGGGUUGUGGGGCCGUCCGGGCGCGAGCCGGGCGCUGGGGAGCUCGAGGGGUCGCAAUACAGGACGGACGAGUUCCGCAUGUUCUGCCUCAAGGUCCUGCAGUGCAGCAAGCGGUACUGCCACGACUGGACGACCUGCCCGUUCGCCCACCCGGGCGAGAAGGCGCGUCGGCGGGACCCGCGCAAGUUCCGGUACACCGGCAUCGCCUGCCCAGAGAUGAAGCAGGGAGUGGGCUGCCCCCGCGGAGAGCGCUGCCCCUUCGCCCACAACGUCUUCGAAUACUGGCUGCACCCCAGCAGGUACCGCACCCAGCUUUGCAACAUCGCCGCCUCCUGCAACCGCAAGAUCUGCUUCUUCGCGCACACCAUCGAGGAGCUGCGCGUGCCAGCGCCUGUGGGCGGCGUGGACGCCACGCAGCUGCUGGCGGGAUCGGCGGGCCAGGGGCUGGCCGGCACCCGGAGGGCCCAGCACCACGGGCCGGGCAGGGCGGCCUACAGGACGCCUAGGCGCGCCGCGGCCACCGAACCGGUGCGCCGGGUGACCGCGCCGGAGCCGUCACCACGCGACCCGGCCCUGGUGCCAUCCUCCCUUUACGGCCACGAUCACUUUGGCCAUGAGCAUGGUGGGCAUGAGCACCCUGCCUGUGGGCAUGCUGGACCCUCACGCGACACCAGCACCUACUCUGAGAGCCAGGCCCGCCAACUGCUGGAGAUGCUUCGCAGCACAAGGCAGCAAGCCUUGCAGGUGCACCCCAGUGUGCCCUUCGCGGAUGUGCAGCAGGUCCAGGCCCUCUUGUCCAUCCUACAACAGCAGCAGCAGAGGCAGGCAGCCGCACAGAAGGCUGCGGACUCAGAGGCCAGCAUGACGCAAGCCCUGCAAAACUGCCUCAGCGCUUUGUAUUGCCAGGUGACCACACAACCGAUGUCCGAGGGGGAGCGCGAGCGCCUGAUCAAGAUGCUCACCUGGAUCUUCAUGAUGGUCCAGUCUCAGUCGCUGCAGGCCUUUGGGGGCGACAUGCAGGGUCCCUGGGACAGCCCAGCCAGCCAGCAGCUGGUGCUGGGCGCAGGCAUCAACUUGGAUCACCCCCCGCCUGCCAUCCCCGAGCGCACCACUUCCUCGUUCAGCGACCGGGGCAGCUUGUGCAGCAUACCGGAGAUGCAGAUGGCCGCUGGGCUGGACUCGUCGAUGUCUGUGUCGCCGAUGCAGGCAGGGCAGGGGCAGCCCCAAGGGCGGUCGCCCCUGCAGUGGGGCGGGUCGCGUGGGGAGGUCAUGAUGCAGCCCUUACAUGCGAGGGUGGACUCUGGAGAGGUGCACCGGCGGAGGCCGCCAUCAGAGGUAGGCAACCCAGCGAUGGUGGCCCAGGCGGUGACCACGCGGCUGUCGUCUGAGAGCGGGUGGAGUGCAAGGAUGAGCGCGGCGUCGGAAGGGGGUUGGACUGCGAGAAUGGGCACCCCGCGGGGGAGCGCACAUUCAUCGGGGGAGAGCGCGGUGACGGAGCUGUGGGGGAUGAUCUCAAGGCAGUCGGGGUCCAGCACGACGAGCGCCGGGCGCCUGUCAGACAUGCAGGAUGCAUGGAUGCACGACUACAGGCGGUGA